AUGCUGGUCUCUACUCUUCUUCUGUGUGGCAUCGCGCAGGCGGCAAUUGUCCCCCCCCAGGUCGUCUUUGCGCCGUUUCCGCACGAUCUGACGGCAGAAGGUAGAUACGCUGUCGACGAGGCCAUUCUGACGGUUCUGCAGACUCACUCCGAUCCUGUGGCCGCCAUGGUGGCGCUGGAUCCCGACAGUGAAGCGCUUCUUGCAGAACCUCGUCUGUUGCACGUCCGCGGCGAAGAAACGGCGCAAUGGCGGACGGAGGGCGACAAGCUGCGCCUCCGCAGACAGGGCAGGAAAUUCGUCGACAUCACCGACCACGCCGAGUUCUACGCGCUGCACAAAGACGACCAUGAUGAGCCUAACCUCCCUGAGCUGGCACACCAGCGCCUCGUGAAGCCUCUCUUCGCCCACGUCGAAACGCAGCGCAUGGAACAUGUUCUCCGGCAUAUGACAAGCUACUAUAACCGAUACUACGCGGAUAUCCAUGGCGAACGCAGCUCCGAGUGGCUGCAUGACCAUAUCGCAGAGAUCAUCGCCAGCUCUCCCUUUGGAACGCACAUCUCGCUCGAAUACUUCCCCCAUCCGUUCCGGCAAUCGUCCAUCAUCGCCCGCUUCGAACCCAAGACCCGCAACUUCUCCCUCCCGCUGACCGUCAUCGGCGCCCACCAGGACUCGGCCAACUAUCUCUUCCCGCUGCUGCCGGCACCAGGGGCAGACGACGACUGUUCCGGCACGGUCAGUAACCUGGAGGCCUUCCGUAUCCUGGCAGAGAGCGGCUACACCCCGAAGAACGGGCCGGUCGAGUUCCACUGGUAUGCGGCCGAGGAGGGGGGGGAACUGGGCAGUCAGGAUGUCGCCCGGUACAAGAAGGAACAGGGAGCGCAUAUCGGCGCCAUGAUCCAGUUUGAUAUGACGGCGUUUAUUGCCCGGAAUGCCACUGAAAUCAUCGCCGUGAUCUCUACCGAGACAAACGAGGCCCUCACCAACUGGACUCUGAAUCUCAGCAAGGAGUACAUCUCCAUUCCUUCCGAGAUGCAUCCUUUUGGAGCAGCUGGGAGUUCGGAUCACGCCCAGUAUACACGACUCGGGUAUCCAGCCACCUUUGCGUGCGAGGGAAACCCGAUGGCCGGCGUCUUUCCCGGCGACUUUGAUCCAUACAUCCACGGCGUUCACGACACGAUGGACAUUGACGACCAGGCCGGCUAUUUCUCUCUUGACCACAUGGCACGAUUCACAGAGCUGGCAAUUGCUUUUGCGGUGGAACAGGCUGGAUGGGACAAUACUUGGAGAUGA
Penicilliopsis zonata CBS 506.65 is the source of this 1290-nucleotide messenger RNA. RefSeq lists its product as hypothetical. The record is from RefSeq and is a predicted model, not a curated record. The coding region runs from base 1 to 1290 and encodes 429 amino acids. The transcript is spliced from 6 exons. Gene Ontology annotation, biological process: proteolysis. Gene Ontology annotation, molecular function: metalloexopeptidase activity. NCBI's taxonomy places the organism in Eukaryota, Fungi, Ascomycota, Eurotiomycetes, Eurotiales, Aspergillaceae.